CACAACCAAAAGAAGACGCCAAGCAAUUGAAAACUCAUUAAUUUGUGAAUUUUGUGGAAAAUCUUUGAAUUUGUGAAAAAUAUUAACAAGAAAUUACUAAUUUCAAUAUCAAAUUAAUGUCAAAUUCAUUAAUAUUGUUAAUUUUUAAAAAUAUUAAGAAAAUCUGCCAUUUUAAAGACUUUUUGUAGUCGAAUACACUAUCAAGCGGGGGAAUUUGUAUACGAAAGCAAGCAAAACACAAACGCAGAUAAUUACGAAAGGAAGAAACAAACAAUCAACAACGUCAGAGAACGAACAACAACAACUACAAAGCAAAAACAAUUGCUCUUCUUCUUCAUUGCAAAACCAACAUAACCUCACUUUUUGUUGUCGAGUAUAUACCGAAACGUCAAAAACGCGCGUACUACACACAAUCUAUCCAAAAUCUAUAGAAAGCAAGCAUAAAGGAACGAACGGCUGGAAUAGUCAACCAGUCCAAGUGAAAAUCAAAACGCUCUGCCAACAGCACAAAGGCAAGUGGUCGAAAUUGGAAAUAGAAUUAUUUGCUGUUAAUUCUUUUUGUGCUGAACGUAGUUGGUGGUGUGCUGUAAACGAAGAGACGUGCAUACGUUGUUUGGGCCUGUCCCAUUGUUGCUGGAACAGAAACAGCAGCAGCAACAGUCACUUGACAAUUUUUUUUCCACAGCCAAGGGAAAGAAUUUUGCAAAAAUUUCACCCAAACGAAAACAAAGUUUUCAACAUAUCAGAAUGGAGGUGGACGAUGCAAUAGUUAUGGCUGAAACGCCAACGCCAGCAACAAAUGCCACAGUUAACGACGACAAGACUGUACUUGGUGCUGUCGAUAGUGGCGAACAGGAACAAAACACACCAACUAGUUCGAUAAUAAAACAGAAACGUGCCAAACUAAAACAUGACAAAGAAGAACCACCAGGAACGGAUGCGGCUCACAAUGAGACGGCUACACCGUUUAAAUUAGAAGUUUCUGGUUCCGAAGAUGAAGGUGGCGAGGAAGAAGAAGAAAACGAUGGCGCAACCAGAGCUGCCAUAAGGCGUAAAUUAUUGUCUACCCCAUUGGAGGAGGAUGCCACAGCAAAUGAUGGAUUGGAUGAGUACGAAACGGUGGCCUUGAAGAGAAAACGUUACGAGGUGAGACGUUCAGGAUCCGAAGAUUGUCUUUUGGGUUUUGAUGAAUUGAGUGGUGAGGCAGAGUUGGUAAAACCAGAGGAUGUACAAGAUAACAAAAUGGAAAAGGAGGAAGCACCAAGUGUGGUGGCCGAUGCUCAAGUUGUUACAACCGAUCCACCUAAAUCUGUAAAAAAGACACCACCACAAAAAACUGCUCAAUCUCCUUCGCAAAAUGCCUCACGUUCAUCCUCAAAAUCGCCCAUGAGCCAGAAAGCAAAAUCGCCAGCUCUACAGUCUCCCUCAAAUAAGGUCGCCCAGAAAACACCACCCAAACCCCACAUUGUGGCCGAUGGAGAGGAGAUAAAUGGUGGCCAAGAUGUCGACAUGAAACCUGUGGUGCAAACUCCAAAUUCCACGGCUGUUACCAAGAAGCCACUCUCUCCCCAAGAUGAGUUCUAUAAGAAGCCAUUUGACUUUGGCUGGAAAAGAGAGCUGGUAUGGCGUGCAAAUAUAGAAACCAGCAAAGAUAAAGCUGAUGUCUAUUUUAUAAGUCCUGCCGGCAAGAAAUUGAGGGCCCGCAAUGAAAUCAUCCCACUGCUGGAGGGUGAUCUUACAAUAGAUCAUUUUAGUUUUGCUAAAGAGCCUUUGGGUGCUGGUCCCGAGUUUGAAAUUGUGCGUAGUGCUAAGCCAUCGUCAAGAUCAUCGGUGGCCACAGCCACCCUGGCUGCUGCCCCUUCACCACCCAUUGUAGGCAAAAGAGUGUCUAAACCUAAGGGUCCCAAAGGGGCAAGUCCACCUCCACAGGGCUGGACUCCUAGCAAGGCGUUAAAAGUCAACAAUGCUGCGUUAUUAAGUAGCUCCGGUAAUCCAGGAAGACAUUCAAUGGGUUCACAGCAUCAUGCCCAGCAAAAUAUGACAUCUACACCCGUUAGCAAGAGACACGAUAAUGCUUCCUCAACUGGUCACAACGCCAGUCAUUCUUCAAAGAGCAGUAAAUUGAAAAAAUCCUCUUCAACAUCAUCUCUAGGCAAAAGUGGUGAUGGUGGUUCAAGUGGCAAAUCUGCCAAGGAAACCUGUAAUAUUGGUUGUGUCAAAGCCCCCGGGCAAUUGCCGCAAUUGCAGUGUACAAAGUGUUUUUGUCUUUAUCAUCAUGAGUGUGUGGGCAUAGAUCGACAUAACAGUGACUAUAGGACAACCUCUAGCACCAAUGGUCGGGAAUAUAUUUGUGAGGCUUGCAGCCCCAAAUCUGUAACGAAACCCAGUAAUCACUAUGUUUCUGGAACAGUAGCAGCAACUGGAACCGCUACUGGGUCACCGAGCCCAAACAAGCCACCAAAACCAGCGGCAGUUAAUAAAAUGAGACAGGAAAACAAAUAUCCCCAAACAAUAGCGGUGGUCAAGGGCAAGAAAUAUGUUAUGGUAGCCAAGCCUUUGUCACUGCCGCCCAACGAGCAAGUCAAUGACAUUGAAAAUGACUUGAAACAGAUAAAUGAGAGUAUAUUAAAGAAUCGCAAACAAUCAAACAACUCUGCGGAUGGUUAUAAUUCACAUAAUUCUCAAGUGGUUGCUGCUGCUCCCGUGGAUCAUUCUAGCAAAAUAUUUGCUACAAACUUCUUUGCCAAUGUAUCAUAUGCCUACGAUUCAUUGUUGUGUAUAAUGAAAUAUUUGAAAAUCCAUGAACGCCCUCGAGCUGCAGCUGUUUGCAAACUAUGGAACUUGGCCGCCAAGGAUACAUCGCUGUGGAAAACGGUACGCAUGAAAAACUCCAAGGUAUGCAGCUGGUCUGGUUUUGCAGCCGCCCUGAGACGUGGUGAAACCAAGCAUUUGGAUUUACGUAAAAUGUUACAGCCCAGUGGCCGCAGUGAAGAUUUGUGGAAUGAUUUCUGUGAAAACAUUGGCACCGUAUGCUCAUUGGAAAGCAUAUAUCUCUGCCGUUGUUCUUCACGCGUGGUUGAAAGUCUUUUCCAAAGCAAUCGCAAUUUACGUAUUAUAAAUGCCCUGGCCAUCAAUGAUGAUACCAUAAAUCUCGAAAAUAUUUCUCGCCUAAAUUCAUUGGAAGAAUUGCGUUUGAGAACCUGUGAAUCGGGAGUGUUGGCUGGUGAUCUAGCACCCUUGGCAACGCUGGACAAACUAACACAUCUCUCCCUCACCUCCAUCAAGGGUUUGGGUGAAAAGAGUGUUGAAGUUUUGGGUGAAUUGAAAACUUUACGUUCCCUGGAGCUGGGUGAAUGUGGGGAUUUCGAUAGCACCUUUGCCGAGGCCGUUUUACCCAAACUCAUCAACUUACAGAGAUUGCGUUUGGAAAAUGGCUCGGUAACAAAUGUCUGCACCUUGGAAAUUCUGGACUCUGUGGCUCGUCUGGUGCAAUUACAUCAAUUGGAAUUGGUGAAUUUCGACAUCAAACCGGGAUUCGAUGAAAAGCUAAGUCUGUGUACCAACAUUACAAAAUUGCUCAUCAUUCCCACCUAUAUUUCGCAAUCGGCAACCACAAAUCAAAUAGUCUUGAGUGCCGUCCAACAGGUGGCCGAUACACUGAAAGUAUUCACCUGGUGUGUCACAGUGGAACUGUUGCGUGUCACCGCCCUCUAUGUGGAUCAAUGUGAGGAGUCCACCAAAAAGGAAAAACAUCACUUUGAUGAGUGUAUACCAGUGUUGAAACCUGUGCCGGGAGCACCACCCAACGACGAGGAUGAAGAAGAACUCAAGGCCCACAAUGCCGAUACCUCGGGUGAGGAUGGCAAUGGCGAUGUACCGCAAAUUGAAAUUUUACCCCUGGACAAAGUUGAAACUAUAUUGGCCGAAAAUUUACCCCAUACCAAGUUCACGAUUGUUAAGGUACCCUAUCAUGUGACAUGUAAACAACAGUUGGUGGAUUAGGACUACUAGGUGAGGGAGAAUGAAAAUGAACGGACCCCCCCUUCAGCUGUACACUUAGUGAAAGUGUAUCUUUGAUAUUUUAUUUACCUUUUAAAGGAACCCGAGAACUUCCAAGAAAAAAAAAAGGAAAGGAAGGCAAGCACCACAACACAAGAGAGGUCUUGGAUUUGUAAUGUAAACUGUUUUUUCUUGAAAUUGUGUGUAAUAUUUGACUGAAAUGGAAAUUGUAAUACAAAAACAAAAAGAGGAAAAGUUCGUUGGAUUUUUUUUAACAAAAAAGAAAACUAUUAUUUUUGAACGAAAAAGAAAAGAUAAAAAGAAGAACCCAACUCGUGUGUAAGGUUUUUAAGAAUAACAUAGUUUUUAGACUACAUUAAGUUAUAUUAUCUCUAACAGACAUCCCUUGACCCCCCACCCCAAAAGAUCCUGUCUCUAAUGCUUUACAAUUUCGAAAGCGAAAUUGUAAGAAUCGCCAGUUCGAAAGGAGCAAUGAAACUGGAUGGAACCCACUUUACAAUAAUCUGUUUAAUUUUUAGGAUAUAACUAGCAUAAAGUAGCCUAAGAUAUCACGUAACAACAGCAGCAGCAACAAUAACCUUAAAUUACUCUUGAAGCAGAGGAAGAAUGGAUGAAUGGAAAAUAAAAAAAAAACAGAGUUUUUAAACUUUUUUACUUUUGUUUUGAUAAUUUCAAUACAAAUAUUGAUUAAAAUUUUAAUUUACUUAUUUCAAAAAAAGAAAUGCGAUAAUGAUAUGCCACCACAAAACAUACACAGAGACAUCUUUUUAAGAAAACAACAACAAAAAAGAAUUGAUAAACAUGAAGAACUGCUGGAGAGCAACAAGUGAUUGAUUAUUUGUUGCAAGCAAAAUAAUGUUGCAAUACUUUGUAUAUUUUUUUAAAUAAUAAUUAUAGAUAUAAAUAUAAUACA
Messenger RNA from Musca domestica (house fly), 4933 nucleotides. RefSeq lists its product as uncharacterized. Lineage: Eukaryota; Metazoa; Arthropoda; Insecta; Diptera; Muscidae. The record is from RefSeq and is a predicted model, not a curated record. Gene Ontology annotation, molecular function: DNA binding; protein binding. The coding region runs from base 748 to 4002 and encodes 1084 amino acids. The transcript is spliced from 6 exons.